CUUUUGCGGGUGACUGACGACUACACCAGACUGUACGUCACUCAUGAUGGCCAAUACGGCAGGAUCUAUCCAUACCGUACUGCCUUUCGAUGGACACUACAUUCGACUUCUCAAAUUCGAGUCUAGCGCCCCUGAAGAAUCUCUUAGACUUUCUCUCAAGACAUGCAAAUUCGCAGAGAAACCCGACCACAACAGCCUCUCUUAUGAAUGGGGAACCACCGCAGCUGACCAACCGAUCCUCGUCAACGAUCGGCUCUUCUUCAUCCGGGAGAAUCUAGACACUUAUUUCUUCGCGGACGCAAUCUGUAUCAAUCAGAAUGACAUCUCCGAGCGUAAUACCCAGGUCCAGCGAAUGGGCGAUCUUUUUGCAGAGGCAGAAAACGUGCUGGUCUGGCUUGGACCAGCCACAGCCGAGAGCGAUCUCAUCUUUGAUCUAUGCAUUGAUUCGACAGCGAACAACACCAUCGUCCCAAUUAAGCUGAGGAAGAAUAAGGCAACGAUCAACGCCCUCGACACAAUAUACCAACGGUCCUACUGGACCAGGCUGUGGAUAAUCCAGGAGUUAUUUCUGGCACGAAACAUCAUCUUAUUUUGUGGAUCAAAGUCGACUGCGUGGUCAGUUUUUAGACGGCUGCCGAGGUGGAACAAGCGCGAGUUUGCCCUUGGCGGCUUUACGGGAGUUAAUAUGAUUCUUGACAGCACACCGGCAGGUCGCCAUGCAAGGGAUAUUCUAGAUGAGUUAGACAAGAGUGAUCAGGGAAGAAGCACUUUUACAAAGAUAGGACUUGUGGACCUGAUUCUGAAAUUUGGUCUGGCUCAAUGCUCCGAUGUUCGUGAUCGUGUAUAUGGCCUACUUGGUCUUGCUAGUGCAUCUAGUGCAUCCAGCAAAGCCGAGGAAGGCCGAGGACUUGAGGUCAUUGUGGACUAUUCGGAGAGCCCAAUGUGCCUAUUUGUGCGCCUUCUGCGUACCAUGCCGCGUGAACACCGUAUUGGAACCGCACUAGAGCUCUUCAACGUUCUGGAGCUGCAGCGUGCUCCUGAAAGUGCGAUUAUUGGAAGCAUUCCAGAUACGGACUUGAAUGUGACUCAGUCCUCUGACAAGUCCCUGCACCAACUCCUGGCAGGAAAAGGUUUCGCGCAGAUACAAAAAGGCGAAAGGCAAAACGCUAUGGUAAUCUAUGGCGGUGGGCCUCUAUAUAGUAUCAUGUCGUAUGACAGCUGUGUAACCGCGUCUGGCGCUUGUGGAGGUGAUGAUGUCUUCCUUCUGCAAGGUACCAACUUCGUCCUAAUCCGACGUUAUGAUGAAUGGGGCGGUACGUCGGGUUACAUCCGAGGUCUUCUCUGCAGCGGAAAAAGCGAGCAAAGUAUCCAGAGAGCAGGCGAAAUUCUCGACAGCUUCCUCCCCCAUUUACCGUUCAUCAGAGGUAAUUGUCUCAGGUCUGAGAGGCAUACGAUGUUCAAGCUGGCGGGCCCGGUUGACUUUGUCUAUGAGGAGCUGAGUCUGCGACAAAUUAUAUUGCUCCUGAUAUAUACCGGACAACAUAGUGAUUAUUGGAGUCAGCAGUUAGAGGCUUCUACUAGAGAACUAAUGAACAUCAGGGCGGGCUAA
Molecule: messenger RNA, 1609 nt
Organism: Aspergillus costaricaensis CBS 115574
Lineage: Eukaryota; Fungi; Ascomycota; Eurotiomycetes; Eurotiales; Aspergillaceae
Exons: 3
Coding region: 44-1609 (521 amino acids)
Source: RefSeq, a predicted model, not a curated record